This is a messenger RNA of Gasterosteus aculeatus aculeatus (three-spined stickleback), 4112 nucleotides long. The record is from RefSeq and is a predicted model, not a curated record. Lineage: Eukaryota; Metazoa; Chordata; Actinopteri; Perciformes; Gasterosteidae.
UUUUUACAUGGACCCAUAUGUCAGCAGAGUUUCUCAAUCUGUCACUUUGCUAGGUGGAGUGCCUUUGACGGAGGAAAGAGAAGCUGGGCACAGCUACCAUGACUGUCCGACAACUCCUGUGAACCGACUUCCGAAGAAAGCGUCCCCCGUCAGCGUAUCGUUAUCACCUUUUAACCGUUGAACCGGCCAGGUCCUCUCUCCCGUUUUUUUUGACAACCGUGGAACAACACCCACGCGCCCGUGUCAGAAGUUGCAAUGCUAACUGCCGUUAGCUGCCGCCCCGUUACGUUGCUAUGUUUUCUCUGUGAGACUUGAAAACUGCCCGCGGGAACGAGCGCUUAUUUUACUGUAACGGAUAGUUUUUUUCUUUUUUUUUUCUUUUUUAAACUUCAAGGUUAUAGUGUCAUUUCGGCCGGGUUUUCUCGUUUUUACAAACGAAGCGUUUCAAACUGCCACAGACAUGGGACUACACCCGCUGGAGUUCAGCGAGUGCUAUCUGGACAGCCCGAGCUUCAGGGAGAAAAUUAAGUCACACGAAGCGGAGCUGGACAAAACCAACAGAUUCAUCAAAGAACUGUACAAAGAUGGAAAGAACCUCAUCAAUGCAACGAAGCAGCUUGGGAUGGCACAGAGAAAGUUUGCCCAGUGCCUGGGAGAGUUUCAGUUUGAGUACAUCGGCGAUGCCAAGACUGAUGAUGAGAAGUGCAUCGAUGAAUCUUUGCAAGAGUUCUCUUCAUUCCUUAAAAACCUCGAAGACCAAAGAGAGCUGAUGAUGAGAAACAUCACAGAAACAUUAAUGAAACCCCUGGAGAAGUUCAGGAAAGACCAGCUUGGUACAGUAAGGGCGGAGAGAAAGAAGUAUGAGAAAGAAACCGAAAAGUACUACAGCUCUCUGGAGAAGCUUCUGAAUAUGUCGGCGAAGAAGAAAGAGCCCCAGCUUCAAGAGGCUGACAGCCAGGUGGAAACCAUGAAGCUGCACUUUCAGGAGGAGUCGCUGACCUAUGUGUGCAAACUGCAGGAGAUACAGGAGAGAAAGAAGUUUGAGUGUGUGGAGCCGAUGCUGGCCUUCUUUCAGACGGUCUUCACCUUUUAUCACCAGGGCUUUGAGCUCGCCAAGGACUUUGACCACUAUAAAAAAGCACUGCAGAUCAAUAUUCAGAAUACAAGGAGUCGUUUUGAGGGCGCGCGGUCAGAGGUGUACGAUCUAAUGAAGAGGAUAAGGGAGGCCCCUCAAGAAUACAGACAGACCAGCCCCAUCAGUUGUGAAGGUUACCUCUAUGUACAAGAAAAACGGCCGCCUCCCUUCGGCUCAAGUUGGGUCAAGCGCUACAGCACGUAUGUCACAAAGCAGAAGAUUCUUCACAUGGUGACCUUUGACCACAGAUCCGGUGGCAAGAUAGGGGAGACAGAAUCCGUCACGCUCAAAUCCUGUCUCCGCAAGACGUUAGACGUGUUGGACAGGAGGUUCUGCUUAGAACUUGAAAUUACGGAUCGCCCUGGCACGGUGCUGACAGUACAGGCUAUGUCAGAGGAUGACCACAAGUUCUGGAUGCAGGCCAUGGAUGGGAAGGAAGCUUCUGGACCUUAUCUCGGGAGGACGUAUUCUAAAGAAAGAGGCAUUGAUGCUCAGCUGAAUAAUGUCGGUUUGAGUUUUAUGAAGAACGCCAUCAGCGCCAUAGAGACAAGAGGUAUUAAUGACCAAGGCCUGUACAGAGUUGUUGGGGUGAGCUCCAAGGUCCAGAAGCUCCUCUCAUUAAUGAUUGAUGAGGAGAGCAACGAAGUGGACCUGUCUACCAGCGAGGACUGGGAUGUGAAGACGGUAACGAGUACACUGAAGCUCUAUCUGAGGGCCUCCCCAGAGCCGCUGAUGACCUAUGGACUUUACAAAGAGUUUAUUUGCCUCGCCAAGUAAGGCGGCAGUCCAGAGUCCCGCAUCCAAGCCGUCCACUGCCUGGUCCACAAACUCCCGGAGAGGAAUCGACAGGUCCUCGGGCUGCUCAUGAAGCAUCUGGCCAAGGUGGCGGCUCACAGUAAACACAAUCUGAUGACCGUGGCCAACCUGGGCGUGGUGUUUGGCCCCACAUUAAUGAGGCCACAGGAGGAUACCGUCGCCGCCAUCAUGGAUUUGAAGUUCCAGAACAUUGUGGUGGAGAUCCUCAUAGAGCACGAUGAAAAGAUCUUCACCGAUGCUCCAGAGUCGUGCCCUCCUUCACCUCCGGCCCAAAUAGCGUCCGCUCCCACGAGGCAGUCCAAGAAGCAGAGUCGACAGAAUCGGCCACUGGCUGUCUACAAUCCACAAGCCCUAGACAUUCACAAUGCAGUGGCAGAUGGUUCCAGUCUCACUGCCGAUGAGACCUCGAUGGGCAGCAAUGAGUCCGUAUCGUCCCAGUCGUCGUCCGCGUCGGCCUCGGAGCUGCCAGCAGAGAAGAGUGACCACGUCUCACUCAGCGCCAGCCUCAGCUCAGGCAGCAACUCCAGGGCCCCUUUAGCAGGAGCCUCCUGUUCGGCUACCGGCGCCUCGGCCGAGACCCAAGCUGGCUCCACCGCAGCUGCCUCUGACGAGGAGAAGCCAGAGGAGAGUGUCACCAGCAGGAAAGCCAAGGCAGUGUACCCAUGUGAGGCUGAGCACGACUCUGAGCUCUCCUUCCAGGUCGGCGCAAUAUUCAACGGCGUGACCCAGUCGAGGGAGCCCGGCUGGCUGGAGGGCGAGCUGGAGGGAAAGCGGGGCCUCAUCCCUGAAAACUACGUGGAGAUGCUGUAGCCACAUACGGGGGACACUCAUGGACCCGCUAUCGCAUCCCACCUCUGAGACGCAAGUGCCUCAACUCUGACAUUCACCAAAGAGUCCAAAUAUUUAUCCAAAUCCCUGAGUCCUCUGAAGCAAGGGUCAUUCUGUCAUUCCCGGUGGAUCCCCGGUACACAUGCACUGCCAAGUAGACCUCCACGCCGCACGUUUCCCUGUUUGAAUUUAGCUCAGACUCCAAACGUCCGGGUCACUGUGUUGCAGCAGAAAAGCUCUCCCUCAGUUAUACAUGGUAUCCAUGAGCUCCCAAGUCCCAACGGCAUCCAACGGCGAUCCUCCCGACUGUGAGGAAGAACGGCAGCGCUCGAGUCACUCUGAUGCUCCAGCGGCUUCAGACCUCCUUGACAAUGAUGCACAGUUUUGUUUUUCAGCUUCUAGAAGGUUGGAGAUAUUUCACCUACCUUAGUCUUAGCCAUCAGUACACCUGGUGUAAAUGUGUGUGUGUGUCAAUGAAUGAGCGGUGUUACUGCUUUCACUUUUAAAAUGUUUCACUUUUUUUGGUCAUUUUAAGGAAUAUCUGGAUUUCCAAAGUGAGGCACAUCACCCGAUUUGAUUAUUUUAUUUAAUUGGCACAUUGAUUUUUCAUUACUUUUGAAUAUUAAAUACACGGUGUACUGUUUUGUUCUUGGUGCACUUUUACAGAAACACAACAAAACGACUAUUUGGCGACCGAUGGGCCUCUUGAGUUGAACACUAGUGUCAGACUGAGUCGGCAGAGGUGAAAUUAAAUACGUAGUAAGGAUUUAAACCAAGUGGGAGGGGGGGUUUUCGUGUCAAAUGAUCGGUUUUCAUUGCUUAUAUUUAACCUCGCUCAGUUUCCUUUUGAGCAGAGAAACGAGACACUCCUACAAAGCUGACAAAACUUUUAGCUUUGUUAUUUUUUAUCUCCAACAGCGGGAAAGUAAGUGAUUAGAAAUCCCAAGUUUUAUUGUCAGUAGGACCAGACAAUGCAGUAUUUUAAUGUGUCACAUCCGUUCAGUGUAUAUAACCUAAAUAUUGAAAGAGUUGCGAAUGCCAUGUAUGUUUUACGAGUCCCCGUUUAGUGGCGGACAAGUUCUAAUGUGGAUUGGUUUUUAGCACGCAGACACGUCCCAUUACAAUUCAUCCCACCGCUGCUCAACGGGACGCUUUAAUUCUUCUGAGAGCUUCAGUUCAGCAGCAGAUUUACGACGUUCUCAAAGGGCCGUGGCUUCUUUCACUUUCAUACCCUCGGGGUAUCCUCUUGAUCAAUGUUAAACAAAUAAAGAUUGUUUUUUUGUUCUUUACUGAAACCUGUAUUCUUACAAUAAAAUAAAUGUGAAUGAAAUGA